AUAACCAACAGGGCCCUGAUGAUACCCGGGCUCACCAUACCGCGUGACACUCGUGCCGCAUUCACUCGUUAAUCAAUGGCUUGAAGUUUAAAAAGAAGCUUAAAACUAUCGCCAAGUAUUUCCGACUUUUUUUUUAAGCAUCAUUCGAACCACCUUGGGUUAAGUCUCGUCUUGGAGCUGCAAACUAACAAGAUGUCUUCCCGCGAUUCGGAUGCUGCCGAGAGCGAGGCCAAGGUCGCUAGCGCAUUACCUACAGCUGAGCCUCCAAUUAAUCGACGACCUGAAUCAAUUCACAACAAGGACGCGCUUAAUCAAAACAAAGAGAAACUUGCUAUUGAAGAAACCGUCGAGGCCGACGCUGAUCUCGAAAAUGAGGACGAUCCCGAGAUCAGCCAGAUUCCCUACGAGGUCAGGCGAGUCGUUAGUCUUCACGAUGAUACGACUCUACCUACUUUGACCUUCCGGUAUUUCCUGCUCUCCGUCAUCUUCGUUAUACCCGGAGCCUUUCUGUCUGCUAUGAACAACUUCCGAACCACAUACGCGCCUUACUCCGUCUUCUUCGUUCAAAUUGCUACCAACUAUGUCGGUCUAUGGCUUGCACGCGUCCUCCCCGCUCGCCAAAUUCAGAUUCCUUUCACCAAGCGCAGCUUUUCCCUGAAUCCUGGGCCAUGGUCGAUAAAGGAACACGUUCUUGUUACCAUAACAGCAGCAUCCGGCGCGACUGGUAACCUGGCUGUUGGCCCUAUCGCCCUUGGGGAUCUCUACUUCAACACACGACUUCACCCCGCGGCCGCCAUCUUUUUCAUGUGGUCCAUCGAUGCUGUGGGCUAUUCCUUCGCCGCAAUCGCCCGCCAGGUAUUACUAUACGAACCUGCAUACCCGUGGUUCCAGGCGCUGUGUCAAACCGCUCUUUUCGAAACACAGAGCAAGCAGAACAAAAACCCGGGUCCCACCGCUCGAAAGCAGAUGCGCGUUUUCUGGUUGGUGCUCCUUGGCGUUACUCUAUGGCAAUUCUUGCCCGAGUAUGUGUUCCCGAUGUUAAGUUCCAUGGCAUUCCUAUGCUGGGUUGCUCCUCACAAUCCCACCGCCAAUUUCCUUGGGUCCGGCCUCGGUGGUAUGGGUUUCCUUAACCUAAGCUUCGACUGGGCCAAUAUCUCCAACUACCUCGCUGGUGUCCCGCUAUUUUUGAGUCCCUGGUGGUCGCAAGUCGUUUUAUUCUUUUCCUUCUUCCUGUCUUGCUGGGUCUUACUUCCUGCUGCGAAAUGGGGAGGGCUGGGCAACUAUCCCCACUGUCUUAUGACGAAUCGAGCUUGCACGGCCGAUGGUUCUAGAUACCCCGUCACCGACCUUGUUACUGGCCAGGAUACCUUCAAUCAGACAGCUUACGAAGAGAACGGACCGCUUCAUCUUGGUGUCCAUUACUUAUGGGCUAUUUUCUUCGACUACGCAUCAUACGUUUCUGCAUAUGCCUGGAUUGCCUUUUUCGGAGCUAGCCAAAUUAAGGAGGCAUAUAAGAAGUUCCGUACCCGCCAGAAAGUCAAGGGGCAAGGAAUCAAUCAUCAAUGACACGGAUCGACUCAACGUACUUAUGCGAUCGUACCCAGAGGUUCCUCUCUGGUGGUAUGUCACGUUAUUCCUAUGCAGUUUCGCAUCCAUUAUGACAAUGGCCGGUCUGAAUUUAAUCUACGUUCCCUGGUGGACUGUGUUGGUGGCCUUAGCGACAGGAGCUCUGAUCGUCGUGCCGCUCGGCUGGUUAUACGCUA
Hypoxylon trugodes is the source of this 1763-nucleotide messenger RNA. Its product is annotated as OPT oligopeptide transporter protein-domain-containing protein. The transcript has 2 exons. Gene Ontology annotation, biological process: transmembrane transport. Bases 193 to 1566 code for a protein of 457 amino acids. Gene Ontology annotation, molecular function: oligopeptide transmembrane transporter activity. The record is from RefSeq and is a predicted model, not a curated record. NCBI's taxonomy places the organism in Eukaryota, Fungi, Ascomycota, Sordariomycetes, Xylariales, Hypoxylaceae.